UUUGCUUGUGAAAACAAAUCAUAUUAUCACGAUGCUAUUAUAACAUUUUAUACAAAGUUCAAGAUAUUUAUAUCACAUAUGCAAGUUUAGGGUGAUUUCUUUAGUAUCAUUCAAUAUUUGGGGUAUUAGAAUUAGUUGUCCCUAUAAACUAAGAUGUUUGAAAAGCAUACGUAUAAUCGUUUUAAAGGUUCUUAACGAAUAAAGAUUAAAAAGUAGCAACUUGGGGUGGUGGCGCAGUUGGCUAGCGCGUAGGUCUCAUAGCUUCUGAGUUAUCCUGAGGUCGAGAGUUCGAGCCUCUCUCACCCCAUCUAUAUUUUUUGUGUUUUCUCCACCGAAUUUUUAAGCCAUUACGCAUUUGUAAAGUUGGUCGAUUUAUUACGAGGGUGAGGUAAGGCUUGGUUGCCAAAGAGAUAAGAAAUCUGUUGGAUUUGGAUUUGGGUUUUGAAGUUAUACACAAAAAAUGAUACUCCGUAUUUACUCAAUGAGAAACCUUGGCCGCAUGUACUCAAUAAUCGGGUAGAAAACUGAUUUGAAUGUCUCAAGUUAGACUUUUUAAUUGAGUUGAGGUGUUAAUUGAAGUCUAGAACCGUGUUCUUCUCAAAUGGAUAAUUUGGAAAUCAGCACCCCACCUCCCCCAUACUGAAAAGUAUGUGAACAAUAGUAGAUGGGAAAGGCAGUGACCUCAGUCGGAAGAUUAGUUGUGCAACAGAACAACCCCAUUUCUGUUGCGAAUAAAACUUCGGGUUCCCAGCAGCUUCAAUCCGUUUACGCAUUCAUUAUCAGCGGUGGCCGGCUCACAGGUUUCGUAUUGCAGAAUAACCAUUCGGUCUCUGUUCACAACCUGCUUAACAAAUUAUCAGCUCCCAAGCAUUUCGAAUCUCUAUACGGAUUGAUCACCAUAUUGGGUUUAAGCAAAGACUGCUUACUUUUGAAUCGGCUCAUCGUUGCAUCUGCUGUUUAUGAUGCCGAUUUCGCCACUCACAUCUUGUCUCAAAUGGGAAUUCCCACCGUGUUCGCUUACACGGCAUUGAUGCGGUCAUUUGUCCAUUCCAACCGACCGCUCAGAGCUUUAGAAUUGUAUGCUGAAAUGCUGGAGGCCCGGUUUAGCCCAAACAGCUACGCGUUUUCCUCGAUUGUUAAAAGUUGUACUUUACUCUGGGCUUUAGAGGCGGGAGAAUCUGUUCACGGACAGGUUUGCAAACAUGGGUUCGAAUCACAUGUUCAUGUCUUGACAUGUUUGGUGGAUUUCUAUUCCAAUCUUGGCAAGGUGUUUGAGUCCAGGUUACUGUUUGAUGGAAUUCCUGAAAGAGGGAAAGAUAGUGUUUUGUGGAGUGCAAUGGUUUCAGCCCUGGUGCGUGAGGGGGAUAUGAGUUCCGCCAGGGAGGUGUAUGAUAAAAUGCCUGAGAAAAAUACUGCUUCUUGGAACACCAUGAUUCACGGCUAUGCUAGUGUUGGUGAUGUUGAAUCUGCUGAGCUGUUGUUCAAUAAGAUGCCACAGAAGAAUUUGAUCUCGUGGACUACAAUGAUCAAGUGUUAUAGUCAUAACAAGAUGCAUAUGAAAUCUUUAGAACUUUUUGAGGAUAUGAACAAACAAGGGAUUAAACCGGAUGAAGUGACCAUGACAACUAUCGUUUCAGCUUGUGCCCAUAUUGGAUUCCUGGAUUAUGGCAGGGAAAUGCAUCUAUAUAUCACCCAAAAUGGGUUUGAUCUUGACUCUUAUAUCGGGUCUGCUUUAGUAGACAUGUAUGCAAAGUGUGGGAGCUUGGAGAGGUCACUAGUGGUCUUCUUGAAGCUGAAGGAAAAGAAUCUUUUCUGUUGGAACUCUGUGAUUGAUGGGCUUGCAGUUCAUGGCUAUGCGGAGGGAGCAUUGGCAAUGUUUGAUAGGAUGGAGAAAGAAAACAUAAGGCCAAACAGUGUUACCUUUGUAAGUGUUCUUUCAGCUUGUUGUCACGCUGGAUUGGUUGAAGAGGGUCGAAGGCGGUUCUUUGACAUGACCUUUGAAUAUAAAAUUCUUCCGAGAGUGGAACACUAUGGUUGCAUGGUGGAUCUUUUAUGUAAAUCUGGUUUGUUAGAAGAGGCCUUUGAAGUAAUAAAGAGAAUGCGAAUGGAACCUAAUGCUGUUAUUUGGGGUGCUUUGCUGGGUGGUUGCAGGACCCAUAAGAACUUUGACAUGGCCAGAAUUGCCCUUGACAAUUUGACCAUCUUGGAACCAAACAGUACUGGAAAUUACGCCCUUCUACUUAGUAUGUAUGCUGAAGCAAAUACAUGGCCUGAAGUGUCAAGGAUCAGAGCGGAUUUGAAGGCAUCUGGUGUUGAAAAGGAGUUUCCAGGAUCCAGUUGGAUUGAAGUGGAAAAGACAGUUCAUCAAUUUUCUGCCUGCACUACUUGUCAUCCGGCUUCCCAAGAAAUUUACUCUUUACUAGAUGGAUUAAUCGGCCUACUUAAGCAAGUUGAAUGUGUAACGGAGGCUGGAUUUGGUUUGUAAUGAUUUUGGGGCAGACUAGGUCAAUAGUGAUUGUCCGCUGAUAGAUAUUUUUGUUGCAUGAUAAAUGGUGGAAUCAUCCACCCUAGACGUCCCUCUCAAACAAUUCUGAGUAUGGUGGUUUAGACUUUAGGACCUCGUGCACACAAGGAACCACUACAUUGGAGAUGAAACUCUUUCGGUAUCGUUUCAGGAAUUGAACUUGAGAGCUCAACACAACAAUCUCACUUCCCGUGCAAUUGCAUGAGAAAAUAUCAAUAUUGGGCAAGUGGUAGAUGAAUUUCCUCAUGAUGCAAGGCUGCGACGGAUUACAAAUAUACGAAGUACGUAGUAUGUAACAGGGGCACUAACUCAUGUAAUUUAAACUUAUACGGAGUAAUUCAUUAUGUAUAUGAUUUAGCCUAAAAAAAAAUUAUGUGAUUACAUUUAAAGCAAGAAUGUAAUAUUUUUAAUGCAUUUUUGUAUUGCAAAAUUUAACAACGGUAUGUCACACUUAAUUCACUAAAUAUCUCUUUAAAACUA
Molecule: messenger RNA, 3004 nt
Organism: Cuscuta epithymum
Lineage: Eukaryota; Viridiplantae; Streptophyta; Magnoliopsida; Solanales; Convolvulaceae
Source: the annotation of a GenBank genome assembly